Molecule: messenger RNA, 2274 nt
Organism: Thecamonas trahens ATCC 50062
Lineage: Eukaryota; Apusomonadida; Apusomonadidae
Product: peptidase S45 penicillin amidase
Exons: 2
Coding region: 1-2274 (757 amino acids)
Biological process (GO): antibiotic biosynthetic process
Molecular function (GO): hydrolase activity, acting on carbon-nitrogen (but not peptide) bonds, in linear amides
Source: RefSeq, a predicted model, not a curated record
AUGGGAGUUCUUCAAACGGUUGUCAUUCUCGUCGGAGUAGCUGCUGCUGCUGGGUACUUUGUCUUUGUCUCGGACUUGGUGGUGACAACUUGGUCGCCUGUAGUGGCUGGCUGUGAGCUGUCGCUGGAGCGGACAGCCCGUGGCAACUCAGUCUUUAUGGGUGAUGAGCCCAAGGUGAUGGCCAUCGAUGCAGCCAUCGCCGCUAUGCGUCUGCCCGAGGUGGCCGAGGAGGCCUACACCGUGCUAGACGAGCAUUCCAAGGAAAUGCUCGAGGCUUAUGCUCAUGGCGUCAACGCGUACAUUGCCGAUCAUUGGCGACCUUUUGAGUUGGCUCUCGUCGGCUACGAUCCCGAGCCGUGGACUCCGCAAGACACGCUCAUGACCCUUAACCUCAUGUCGGUGGUCGAUCUCGCAGACGCCCAGUUGAUGAUGGAGAAGUUUGUUGUUCAGGCAGUGGCGGGCGGCGCUCCUCUGGCGCCGCUGCACGCGCUUCUUGGUCCGGCCGUCGCAGGUCUCGACGACGAGCUUGCUGCCGAGAUCAAGGAGCUCAUUCUGUACGACCUCCCUGUCCCUGACAUCCUGUCCAUGGUCGCCGGCGCGCCGGUCAAGGGGCUCGGCUCCAACAACUGGGUUGUUGACGGCUCGGUGACCGCGUCGGGCAAACCGAUUAUGAGCUCGGACCCGCACCUGCAGACUUCGCGCCUGCCGGCAGUGUGGUACGAGGUUGUCGUCUCGGUCCGCGGCGGCACGACCUGGGCCGGCAUCGGCAUGCCGGGCCUGCCGGGCCUAAUUAUGGGCCGUACUGACGCACUUGCCUUCUCAUUCACCUAUGGCUUUGCCGACCAGUUUGAGCUCGUCAUCGAAGAGAUUGUGGAUGGCAAGUACCGUGCCGGCGCCGACAAGUGGCUUCCGCUCGCGGUGCGGACGGCGACACUGAAGCAGAAAGGUGGCAGCCCGGUGACGGCAACCUACUACUCGACGCGCAACGGCCUCCUCGAGUACGAUCCGCUGGCGGCCCAGCCGCCAGCGGACGGCAAGUACCUCGCGCGAGUUUGCUCAAUCUCCGGAGCCGGCAUUGCGCAGACCAUUGCGGCAGCGCUCCGGGCCUCCGAGGCCCAGACAGUGGCCGAGGCUCAGGCGCUGCAGGCGCAGUUUGCGCCGUCGUUCAACUUUCUCACCGCCGACACUGCAGGCAACAUCGGGUACCAGCAGUCUGGCGAGGCGUUUGCCGGUGGCCCGUCGUUUGUCCCGCGCAACGGCUGGAAGCUCGCGUCGCCGCUGGCGACUGCGGAACGGAUGCCUGCGUCCGAGCUAGUGCGCGUCACCAACCCACCGAGUGGAAUGAUGGCAACGGCUAACAACGACGUGUGCGCCGACAUGCCGGGCGGCGCCGGGCGGGAGCAGUGCAUUGUCAACCUUCACAUGGGCCCUGACCGCGCGUCGCGGAUCAUGGCCAAGCUCGCGCAUGAGGCUGCCAAACACCCGCUCACCGCUGCGGACAUGAAGGCUCUGCAGCAGGACAUGUACUCGCCGUUCAUGGCGGCGCUGCUUGAUGGCUGGCUCGGCACUGAACUCGGCAAGCUCGCUGCCGCCGGCAACGUCGGCGCCCAGGCUCUUCUUGCCUGGGACCGCCGCUACACGCCCGAUUCGGCUGCAGCCUCGCUCUCUCACGACAUCCUCCACGCUCUUCUCGACGCUACGUACUCUCUUGUGUUUGGCCACGAGGCGUGGCAUCGUGUGGUCACCGAGACGCCGCUCUACGCCGACUUUGCACACCUGUUUAACGCUGCGCUACUCGAUGUCUCGACCGACAAGCUUGGCGUCUUCUCGUCGCCUGACGCCAAGGCAUCGGCGCUGGCUGCAGCCGCGGCUACCGUGCUUGCGCCUGUGGCCGAGCAGGAUGCUUUGGCAACAGUCGAGGCGUGGGGCGACCGGAUGGCGUUUACCCAGCUCAAUAUCUUCUUUGACGGCCACAUGGCGUUCCUUGGCCUUAACAACGGGCCGAUCCAGAUGCGCGGCUCGCACGGUGUUGUAGUCCAGGGCGCGCUCACCACCAUCAAGGGCCGCGCUUCCAACUGGUCGCAGUCCUGGCUCAUGGUCACCGAUCUGGCGUCGUCUUUCAUGGAGACGCUCCUUCCAGGCGGUCCGUCUGGCCGUCGCUUUUCAUGGCUCUACCUCACCGGCAUCGACGACUGGAUCAGUUACAACCACAAGACCAUCGACGUCUUUUCAGCCUCAUCCACCGCCGAUGCCGCCGCCAAGACCGAUCUGUAA